UUCACAGCGGCACACUAGGGACGCGACUGUUAAGGCUGCACAAAGGAAAGCCGCAACACAGGACGAUAAGGCUAGGAACCAGACUACCGAAACAUUCGACUUGCCGCUAUCAUUCCUGCUGUAAUCGCAGGGUUGGUAUUGACAAUCAGAACCGCUGACUUGCCCCUGCGGGAAAUGAGGGUGUUCAUGGAGCCUGUGCUAUACUUACAGGCCUGAUAUGAAUGCCCUGUCCGAUAACCACCUGACUGAGUGGCGAGAGGCGAACGACGAGUAACUACUGAAGUCAUCAGAACAAGUUCCGUGGAAUCUGCUGUCAUUACCCGUUCAUUGCGUCACUGUUCACCCGAUCCAGUAUAUAACUUCCUCGUUCCCACUCGUUCUCAUCUACCACAACCCCCACCAUCAUCAUCAUGGCAGACACCUGGACGGACGGUCUCCUGCUCAAACUCAUCAACGUUGUCUGCUACUUGUUCUUCCUAGGUUCAAACAUUUAUACCGUCGCUUCCCCCACCGGUGUCUACUACAGCACAAAGUUGACCUACAUCACUCCUGCUCCUUGGGCAUUCCUCAUCUGGUCCCUCAUUCACCUCUUACUCCUCGGCACCGUCAUCUACCAAUUCUUCGCCGAUGGAAAGCGAACCAUUAUUGACGGUAUCUCUUGGAGAUUCCCUCUCCUCGCUGUCCUGAACGCCAUUUACGUCAAUGUAUGGGCGAGACAUCACUAUAUCGUUGCAUUCGUGCUCGCCUUGUUUGUUUCGUCAGCCGUCACCCACAUCUACUACAUCGUCAAAAAGCACCACAGCUCUCAAAACACCGCCGACGAGCUAUUCACGCAUCUGCCAUUCUCCCUUUAUCAUGGUUGGACAACCGUCCUUGUUGUUCUCACUGCAUUCGAGGCCUUUGGUGUUGAUGCUCUCGAAAAGCCUGCUGGAAUCUGGACCAAAGUCUUUGUCUUCUUGGGAAUGUUCUUCUUGGAAGCAACCGCAGCUACAUAUGCCUUCUCUUCUCCCGAAGGCGACCUUCCCGCUUCGAUUGCUAUAGCAUGGUCCCUUUGGGCCAUCUUUGCUCAGCAAACCAGCGAUGCUUUUAUCCAUUGGUCUGCCCUUGGGUUCUCCAUCCUCGCCCUCGUCUGGGUCGUCAAGGGUGCGUUUGGCAUGUCGAGGAGAUUCGGAGGACAUGUUGCCUUGUCGGACGAGGAGCGUGCGCCCUUGGUCCCAGGAUCGUAAACUAGCCGUCAAGGUUUGAUUAGGUUUCCCUAUCUUUUACCAAUAUGUUUGUUCUUGUCUUACUUUCAUCUUCACCUCUGCACGUUUCUAUGUCGUAACUAUCGAAAGUGUGGCAACCUUCGAUUUGCUUUUACUUUGAUCUAUCUAAACAAAAUCUGGACGUGUUUAUACAAGUAUCACACAGAAUGUAUCAAUAAUCUUCAGGAAAUUGAAGGUGUCCUUGUCACGUCGCGA
Messenger RNA from Marasmius oreades (fairy-ring Marasmius), 1460 nucleotides. RefSeq lists its product as uncharacterized. The record is from RefSeq and is a predicted model, not a curated record. The transcript has 3 exons. The coding region runs from base 411 to 1226 and encodes 271 amino acids. NCBI's taxonomy places the organism in Eukaryota, Fungi, Basidiomycota, Agaricomycetes, Agaricales, Marasmiaceae.